Paramecium sonneborni is the source of this 979-nucleotide messenger RNA. The record is from the annotation of a GenBank genome assembly. Lineage: Eukaryota; Ciliophora; Oligohymenophorea; Peniculida; Parameciidae.
AUGGGAAAUGAUUAUUGCUUGAGUAGAAAAUCAAAAAUUUAGGAUCAACAAUUUUUUAAAUCAGAAAUAGCAUAUCAUCUAGAAAGAUUAAAGGAUAUCCCAAUAAGAUAAUAAAAUGUUUUUGAAUAUGAAAAUAAAUCAAUUAUUGAUCUCUUAAAAAAUAUAGAUAUAAAUGUUUAAGAUCAGAUUAAUAAAGGAUAAGAAGACAGAAGUUUAGAGAACAAUGACUCAAUCAAGGUUGAUUUUGCUUAAUAUACUCAAAUAGGUAAUGAGAUAAUGAUACAAUUACAAUAAAAGAUUAUGGAUCUAGAUUCAAAUAAGUAGGACUGGAGUAUUUUAAUUGAUGAUAUUGAAAGCUCUCAUUUUCUUAAAAUAUAAAUAGCAUAAACUUAAAUGGAUGAUGGAAAUUAUAUCAAUACAAUAAUAAGUUAAUUUAUUGUUCCUUGCUAUCCUUAAAAGUUUAUAGAUUAUAUGGGUAACUUUAAUGAACAAAAAAAAUUAGAUGAUCGAAUAGAUUAAUUUAAAUGUAUUAGUAAAAAUGUUGAAGAUAAAGAAUAAAUUAUUUAUUUAAGUUAUAAAAAAGUUUCUAUUUUAUCUGCUAGAGAUUUUAUCUAUUUUAAAAAAACUAAAUUAAUUGAUGAAGAUUAAUAAGUUUGGUGUGAUGCAAGUAAAUCUAUUUAAAAUGAUAAAAUUUGUCCAAUAAAAAAUACAAUUAUUCGAGGAACUAUUUAUAUUAGUGGAUAUAUUAUUUAACCACUUAAAAAUAUUCUCAAAUUUAAUUCAUAUUCAUAGAGGUAAAUAAUAUUUUAAUAUAAUUAAAAGAUUUGCUUCUCUUAAAUUGAAAUCAGAAAAUUAUUCAUUUGUAUAAAUGUGCUCUGAAUGCGAUUAUAAAUUAAAAAUUCCAUUUUAUUUUGCGAAAAGACAAGUUAAAGAAGAGAUGAUUAAUUAUAUAAAUAAACUAUAGAAUAAUUUAUAAUGA